Molecule: messenger RNA, 5192 nt
Organism: Lutzomyia longipalpis
Lineage: Eukaryota; Metazoa; Arthropoda; Insecta; Diptera; Psychodidae
Product: serine/arginine repetitive matrix protein 2-like
Exons: 7
Coding region: 246-5192 (1648 amino acids)
Biological process (GO): positive regulation of transcription by RNA polymerase II
Cellular component (GO): nucleus
Molecular function (GO): RNA binding; transcription factor binding
Source: RefSeq, a predicted model, not a curated record
UUCCAAGAAGUUCUACCAUGUGAUUUUGAGAAAUAAAAAUAUUUUUGAGAAAAUAAUGAGAAAAUAGUGUGAAUUUAAAUCAUUUGCAGUGCGGAAAAGUUCUUUUCUGAAUUACAGAGUGAUUUGAAGUAGAAAUUGCUUGAUAAAAACUGCACGGAAGUGCUUGAAUUAAGACAAGAAGUAGAGGACACGUUUUAACUUUCGCUUUUGAGAGCGCCGUGUGGAUUACCGAAACCGUCUGUGAGAUGGAGGAUCAGAUAAUUGAAGUGGAAGUAGUAUCAGUAGAUCCAGACUUUGAUUUUGAUUCGCUAGAACGAGAAGAAAUUUGUGUGGAUUAUGUCGAGGAAGAGGAUCCCAAUGUGGAGGUCAUGAAUAUCUUGGCUCAAGUAAAUAAUUCGAUUCAGGAGGAAAAUGAACGUAUUGAACGAGAUCUUGUGGGGAAUCUCACUACCCCGUCGAAGAGAACUCACAAGAAGUCCUUCUCCCUUCCUGCCUCACCAACAUUUGAUUUUCCGGAUGACAUCAAUUUGAGCAUUAGCCUGGAUGACAUCAAUAUCGAUGGCAAUUUGGAUGCAUCUCUCAGUGACAAGGCAGAUGAUUUCAAUCUCCUCGAAUGGCUUCACGCGGAUGCGGAUAAAGUGAAGACAGCAAAGAAAACAAAACAGAGCCGAGGGAAGGAUCUCAGUCUGGUGCGGGCAGAAUUGGAGAAGGAGCGCAAGAAGGAGAAGUUAAAAGAUGUGAGGAAAGUUAAAAGACCCACGAGAAAGAAUCAUCAACGCCGCAAAAAAGCGGAUUCAGACAGUGAGGACAAUGUGGAUGUUGUGUCAACAAAGUCUCGGAUACAGAAGGAUCCAACGUGGUGCCCCGCAGGGACUGCAGCAAAAUCUACCACGAAAACUGCUGGAGAGAAGCCAAAACAGACUCGUGGGAAGAAUGAUUUGAGUUCGAUGAAAAUGAAAUUUUUAGCUGCCAAUCCUAUUCCCAUGGCAAAUAAGAAACGCAAGGAAAUCCACAAUUCCGCUCAGAAGCAAAAACAAAUGGAUGAUCAUGACUACUGCACGUCCCGGAAUGGUAUAACCACCGGAAUGGCGCCAAAAGUUGCACCGAAAGACAAAUGCCAUCGCAAUGUUCUCGAAAUAUUGAAGGAGAAACCCCAGCGGGCUGUGGAUCGUUCCUGGAGAAUGGGAAAUGGUGAUAUGAUGACGUACGUGGGGAAGGAAGUUGUUGUGGAGACGGAAGACAACCGGAAAGGUGAAAGUGGACGGAAACAAGGCAAGGGAGAAAGUUUGUUGAAACCCCUUAGCGAAAGAAUUGAAAAAUCUGCUGAAGUUGUGCAAAAACAGCCAACAAACCCGCUGAGAUUUAUUCGAAAAGACCCAAUUCCCGAAUCCAAACCGAAUAUUCCUUAUCGUGAUCCCAUCCUUGUGGCAAAGGAGAAGGCUCUGCGGAUACGUGAAAGGAAACGCGCUAAAGCUCUCAAAAUGCUCGAUGAGGAGGUGAAGGCUAAAAGUGCUUCCAUAAUGCCAAUUUUACCUUUAGCAGAAAUGACUGGGAUGCGUUUGCAGGAGGAUGCUGCAAAAUCCCCCCUAACAGACUCACAGGGUGCAAAGGAUAAGCACCUUUCGAGUGAAUAUGAGGAAAUUGUAAUUGUUUCAAUGGGGUGCAAUACGGAAGUGAGUAUUCCCCCGAAGCUAGAGUCUGACACGAAUCUCCUGCAUAAAUCCUCCCUCUUAUCCAAAAUCCCAGAAAAUAUCAUCAAAGCAACACCCAUUUCGAGCAAUUCUCUCCUGUUUAGCAUUCAGGAUAUGAUGCUGAAGAAGCGCAAUCCGGGAAAUGCUUCGGGAAUUGUAUCGCCACGGUGUGCAGUCUCACCACCAAAUGGGGCAUCACCGGAUAAGCCUGAGGGGGCAAAUGAUGCAUCCGUGAGUGAACACGGAGAGGAUAAGGUGAUAAUGCACCUGCGAAAGGAUCGAAUUCGCCCCACAAUGGUCACGGUGUCCAUUCAGACGGAAUUUCAGGGCAAUUUCUCUCCCAUUGCCAACCCCAUUAAAACCCGAAGACGCUCAUCUUCGACAGAUUCCUCCUCCUCCUCAUCGUCAUCGUCGUCAUCUUCAUCUUCAUCUUCCUCAUCAUCUGCAUCCUCAGAGAAAUCAUCCUACGGCAGAGUAAGUCACCAUCGUACGCGACACUAUCGAUCAAGAUCGCGAUCACGAAAAAUUAGGCGAUCGUACAGAAGUCCUUCGGGGAGUAGUCGAUCACCAACACCGAAUCUACGGAGGACACGUUCACGAUCGAGAAAUACGCGCUCACGAUCGAGAGAUACGCGAUCGCGUUCGUAUGAUCGAAGAUCGCAUUCACUUGAACGGAGAUCUCGAUCGCGAGAUAGGCACAUGUCCUACCAGAAGAGAUCGAGGAAUCCGCGGAAAACUUCACCAGAAGAGAGACGCAUCGUGUAUGUGGGAAAACUCGAAGAGGAACUCACGAAAGAUGAUCUCAAGAGGAAGUUCCUGUCCUAUGGACCAAUUACGAAAGUCACGUUGCAUUAUAAAGAAAUAACCAGAAUGAGGUAUGGAUUUGUGACUUUUGAGAGAGCACGAGAUGCAUACAAUGCUAUAGAUAGUGGUUCAAAGAACCCCAACUUAUCUCACUAUGAUAUCAGUUUCGGCGGAAGGAGAGCCUUCUGUCGGGCUUCCUAUUCGGACUUGGACAAUAUGGCUCCAAGUUUCUACGGAUCGAGAGAUUACUACAUGCCACCAAUGGAUGUGGGUGUUCCGGUUCUUGCUGCUGCACGUCCCAGCUAUGGGCAUGAGAGUUUCGAUAGUUUGUUGCAGUCAUUCAAGAGGAAAGUAAAUCCUUGGGAAAUUCUUGUGGUGAUUAUGGUGGGAACACGCAGUAAAAAUGCGGUUCGUGCGGGUGGAGUAACAAAGUCCGGGAAAUCUGCUGCCCCCGCAAAGGCCCUGAAGAUAAAGUUGCCUCGGAAAGUAAAGAUUGCGGAAGUUCUAACAGAGCAAGUUAGACUUGUUCCUAGCGAUGCUGUGGCAAAGAGAACCCGCGGACAGGGAAAGUCUGCACAGACGGAUACACAGAAGAAAUCCAGGGUCGCUACGACUGUCUCGAUAGAAUCGGAAGCUCAAGAAGAUGGUGUGCGUGCAAUUACGGAGAGGAAUAUAAGGAAUAAGAAGAAGAUUGAGGCAAGAAAGUCUGGUGUUAAGACGAGAAGUAAGACUGCUGCAACUGUGACGAAAGCUGCCGCUUCGGUGGAACCUCCCAAACGAUCAAGGCGAAGGAAGGCAGCGGAGGAACCAAUUCCGGAGGUUUCCGCGCCAAAAACACGAAAGAAAGCCGUCAAGAGGGAAAUGAAGGAGGAGAAUGAUUCUCAAAAACCAGGACCAAGUAGGAAGACAAGAAAAGUGAAAGAAACGGAAAAUAAUGAAGUUGUUGAGUCGAAGGAGGAAGAACCUUCUGGAAGACCAAAAAGGAAGGCAGCACUGGCGAAUAAUCUUGUUAAAUCGCCUCCUAAGACAAAGAAGAAGGCUGCAACGGGUGUAAAAACGGAAGAUUCGGCACCGAAAACAAGGAAAAAGGGUAAAGAGACAAAGGAGACAAAGGAAGAAGACACGAAGACAUCAAAAAAUGAGAAGAUUGACAAUGAAACAUCCCAAACUGCUAAAAUCGGGAAGAUUGCCAAGAGAAAUCAGGGAAAAUUGAAAGCAACUGCUGCUAAGCAAAAGAAACAAGUUCGUAUUGAAGAAGAACCUCCACAGGAGAAAGAAAUGAGUCAAGAUGAGGCAGAUUUAUCGGACAAGGAAAACUUUGAGAAUAGCAGGAAUGCGUCCAAAUCCUCAAAUACAAGUGGUGAGAAGAAGCCAAUCUACAAGAUUGUCGAUGCAAAGCCAUCCAACGUUCCAAUGGAGCAGCUAAUUGUGGAGGAUGAGCAGAAUGCUGGUGCAUCAGAUAUGGAUGUCUAUUCGUUUGAAUUGAGUCAAAAUGGGAAUGAGAAGAAGAAAAAGAAGAAGAGAAAGGUUCUUGUUGCAAAGCACAAUGUGAAGAAGUUGAAGAAACCCAAAAUGUGGGAUAGUAAGGAUUUGAAGAAGAUGCAGAAGAAGAAGUCUGCUGCAGUGCAGAGGGCUGAUAAAUUGAAAUCAAUUCCGGCUCAUAUUUUGGAGAAGAUCAAGGGGAAGGAGCUUCUGAAGCAAUCUCUCAUGCAAUCAUCCACACCCUUCAAGGAUUCCACAAAUAUAUUGAAGAACAACAAUAUUGAGAAGCAAAUGUCUCCAAUAGUGUCCGGAAUCGGCGUACUCAGCUCUCAAGAUGAGUCAGUUCAGGAUGAUGACAAUGACACAGCACAGGACUUUCCUGUAGAACCAGAAAAUGACCCACCACAGCAAAGUCUUCCAGGAAACAAUGAGGAUACGCGUGCAAUUGCAGAGCCACAACCUUGGCGAAAUGACGAAUCUAUUCAUCUUCCAACAACGUCUCACAUUAAACAUUCCGGAAAGGGCUUUCUGCCCACAUAUUCCAGUGAUAUGAUCGUCAAAGCUACUCCACGGAAGCCCAAACCAAGCCCUAAAGUACCUCAAGCUGCAGCAUCUCCUGCUCAAUGGGACAAAACAUACAAUGUGAAAUCAAAUUCAGAGGCAGAGCAGGACACAAACUACACCAUUGAAAAUUACUUUGGCUUCGAUUCAGAUGCCCCAAUUGAGGUGAAUAUGGAAGUUGCAAAAAAGCACGAUGAGGAGGCACUUGAGAAGGAACGUGAACGUGUGCGGAAACUCGUACCGGCAAAGAAGCCUCCUCGCCCAACUGUUGAACUUCGCAAGGAGAGACCACAGCGUGCUGUGGCUCAGGAACCAGUGCCAUCCACAUCGAAGUCUCCAGUUAAAGAAACCUCCCUUCCGGAGAAUCUCUUUCUAAGCCAGGAACCCGAAGAACCCCGUCGAAAUUACUCCCGUCCAAAGAAGACCAAGGCAAUUGAGAGUGAAGAUGAACUGGACGCCGCAGAAGAGGCUCCAGUUAAGAAAAAGGGCACCAAGGAAGGCCGGAAAAAGUACAAAUCAAAGACAACCGUCAGCAAGAAGGAUCAGAAGCAACUUGAAGAGCUCGAGGAAUUUUAUACUUCGUUCAACGAAGAAUGUGCUGAAGUGGAGAAAUUCGAGUUGAUUAUUGAACCUGAGAAGGAGGAUACCCCAUAA